AUGGUAGUUAUUGAGACUUCGGUGACCUUUACAGAGAUUGUCGCCGCGAUUACGCACGAAGACUCCGCCCACCGCCACUCACUGCGCCCCACUCUGGCUGGUCACGACAUCAGUAAACUGGUGCGACAAGCCCUGCAAGCAUGCUGGAGCAGCAACCCCAAAAUCCGACCGAAAAUGCGGGACCUGCGACGGGACAUCUACGGGGCAUGCAAAAUCAGUCCUGCGACGAAUUUGUCGGAAAACCUUUUGCGUCGUUUCGAUGCAUACAUUCAUGAAUUGGAAGUACAGCUGCAAGAGCGAACGGAUAUGGCGGUUCACGAAAUCAACCUUUUCCAGCAACGUUUAUAUGACCUUUGGCCAAAAGAAAUUGCCGUAAAAAUUUGGAACGAUCAGUCCGUGCAUUCGCAUUCACACGAAGACGUGACCAUCCUGUACGGUGACGUGGUGGAUUUUGAGGAGGUCAUCGAGCAGCUGACACCCAAUGCCUUAUUUCAUUUUCUGCAAGAUUUUGCGCUAGUGCUUAAUCAGGCCUGCGCGGGGCUGUGCGUUAUGAAGAUCGAACUUCUUGGAGCGUCUUACAUCUACUGCUCCGGCAUAGUGACCUAUACCGGUAAGGAUCCUGUACUGGAAAUCUGUAAAGCCGCCAACAAUAUCCGCGAAUAUUUUACCUCAUCCUCCAAACUGCAGUGGCUGCCAGUUCAUAUUCGCAUUGGAAUCAGCACCGGUCCAUGCAUUUCGGGGGUGAUUGAUCCGGCUCGGCCACGUUAUCGUUUAUUAGGCUCAACCCUGAAAUUUGCACGGACAUUAUGCCAUCAGGGUGACGGUAACGGCAUCUACUUAACCACUUCAACCGCCGAGCGCUUAAUGGAGCGCCAUCCUGACGUUGGCUUCCUGGUGACACCGUUGCGCCGGGCUAUGCACAGCCCGCGUUUCCACACGGUGCUGACGCCGGCCGUCUAUGUCCUGGAGCGACGAGCCCAGACCAGUCAGCUGACGCCGGAUCGGGCACUGAUGGGCAAGGGAAAAAAGAUGCGUGCAAGCCGCGAUCGCACUAAGUCACCAGCUGUGCAUACCCGGGUCAGCAGCUCCAAAAGCUUGUACACCAAGUUAGCGAAAUUGUGAAAAACCGACACAAACCAGCCUCUAAUGGACUGCUGGUAUAUUGCUUUAUAAAAUAAAAUCGUUACAAGAAAUGCCAUUCGAAUUCAUUUAUAUUUCAAUUUUGCUGGCAAAGGUGGCUUAAAGCGUAUAAAUGUUGCAUGUAUAAGCAACAACUAAUAAGUUUCUUGCACAAUUUGACUGCUAAACGUUUUUGGAAUAACUUUCUAUUUGCCUCCAAUCGUAUGGUGCAUUAGCAAGAUGUUUGAAUACUGAGUGGGUCUGGGUUUCGGAAAGCACUUCUAUGGGCUGUUUUUUAUUUGGUUCGAGCAAAUGUUUGACCUUUUUUCUACAGCUAUGUUAUAAAUUUGC
Paramacrobiotus metropolitanus is the source of this 1470-nucleotide messenger RNA. Its product is annotated as guanylate cyclase 32E-like. NCBI's taxonomy places the organism in Eukaryota, Metazoa, Tardigrada, Eutardigrada, Parachela, Macrobiotidae. Gene Ontology annotation, biological process: receptor guanylyl cyclase signaling pathway; cGMP biosynthetic process; intracellular signal transduction. The record is from RefSeq and is a predicted model, not a curated record. The transcript is spliced from 5 exons. Gene Ontology annotation, molecular function: peptide receptor activity; guanylate cyclase activity. Bases 1 to 1122 code for a protein of 373 amino acids.